Molecule: messenger RNA, 2365 nt
Organism: Brachypodium distachyon (stiff brome)
Lineage: Eukaryota; Viridiplantae; Streptophyta; Magnoliopsida; Poales; Poaceae
Product: protein NRT1/ PTR FAMILY 5.1
Exons: 3
Coding region: 215-1966 (583 amino acids)
Biological process (GO): transmembrane transport; dipeptide transport
Cellular component (GO): membrane
Molecular function (GO): tripeptide transmembrane transporter activity; dipeptide transmembrane transporter activity
Source: RefSeq, a predicted model, not a curated record
AACUGCUACCCUUUUGCUCCAACCAAACCCGUUUCGACACACGGGGAAGCCAGACACUGCCGUCGUUCAAUCCCCCAAUGGAGGAACCCAAGCAGCAAGAGUUCACCAAGGACGGCUCCGUGGACCUCCGCGGUCGACCGGCCCUCGCGUCGCGGACAGGCCGUUGGAAGGCGUUUCCUGCUCGGAGCAUGCAGGGUACGAGGCGUUCGAGCGGAUGGCGUUCUACGGCGUGGCCUCGAACCUGGUGGUGUACCUGACGACGCAGCUGCGGGAGGAGACGGUGUCGUCGGUGCGCAGCGUCAACAACUGGACGGGGUCCGUGUGGAUGACGCCCAUCGUGGGAGCAUACAUCGCCGACACCUUCCUCGGCCGCUUCUGGACCUUCACCAUCUCCUCGUUCAUAUACCUCUCCGGUAUGGUUCUCAUAACCUUGGCCGUCUCCGUCAAGACGCUACACCCGCAUUGCACGCCGGACGGUGGCUGCGCCCGGGCUACGCGGCAGCAGGUGACCUUCUUCUACGCGGCGCUGUACACCAUGGCCAUCGGCGCGGGCGGCACCAAGCCCAACGUCUCGACGUUCGGCGCCGAUCAAUUCGACGACCUGGACGCGCGGGAGCGCAAGAUCAAGGCCUCCUUCUUUAACUGGUGGACGUUUAGCUCCUUCACCGGCGGCCUCGUCGCCAUGCUGGUCCUUGUUUACGUGCAAGAGGAGGUCGGCUGGGGCGUCGGGUACACGAUCCCCACAGUCGGCCUCGCCCUGUCCCUCCUGCUCUUCUACGUGGGCACGCCGUUCUACCGGCACAAGCCACUCAGGCGAAGCACGGCAGCCGGACCGGCAAAGCUGAUCGGAAAGGUGUUGAGGGCGGCUUAUGAGAAGCGGGGAUGUCAGCUCCCGAGCGACCCCAAGGAGCUCCACGAGCGCGACACGGCGUGGUACGCCGCGGCCGGCAACAAGAGGCGUCUGCUCCACACGCCGGCGUAUAGGUUCUUGGACAAGGCGGCCUGCACGUUGUCGGAGCGUGAGAGUGAGACGAGCCUGGCCAUGGUGUCCUGCUGCACCGUGACCGAGGUGGAAGAGGUGAAGCUCAUAGCCGGCAUGAUCGUCGUGUGGCUGGUGACCCUGGUGCCCUGCACCAUCUGGGUGCAGGUGAACACCCUCUUCGUGAAGCAGGGAACCACGCUGGACCGCUCCGUUGGCGGCCUCCGCAUCCCGGCCGCUUCCCUGGGCAGCUUCAUCACCAUCUCCAUGCUGCUCUCAAUCCCGAUCUACGACCGCGUGUUCGUGCCGCUCGUGCGCCGCCGCACCGGCAACCCCCGGGGCAUCACCCUGCUGCAGCGGCUCGGCAUCGGCUGCGCGCUCCAGGUACUGGUCGUGGCCUGCGCUUACCUCGUCGAGAUCAGGCGGAUGCGCGUGAUCAGAGAGCGCUCUAUCCACGGUGCCCACGACACCGUGCCUAUGAACAUCUUCUGGAUGCUGCCGCAGUACGUGCUCCUGGGCGUCGGCGACGUCUUCAACUCGAUCGGCAUCCUCGAGUUCUUCUACGACCAGUCGCCCGAGGGUAUGCAGAGCCUCGGCACCACAUUCUUCACCCGUGGGCUCGGCGUCGGUAACUUCCUCAACAGCCUGCUAGUGACGAUCGUCGACCAGGCCACCAGGGGAUCUUCAGGGAAGAGCAAGAGCUGGAUCGGUGACAACCUCAAUGACUCGCACCUCGACUACUACUACGUGUUCCUCGUGUUCCUCUCUGUUGUGAACAUGGCGCUGUUUGUGUGGGUUGCCAUGAGGUACAAGUACAAAAGGGAGUUCAUGGAGGACGGGGCAAUAGGGAUAUCCGAGACUGACAUCGUGGCUGGCGGCAAGGUGACGGACACACUAUUGAUGCUGGAGCAUGGUAAGGCGGAGGGCUGCGGCAAGGUGGCGGACACGCCGUUGGUGGUGGAGCAUGGUAAGGUGGAUUCUCCGUAAACAAUGUAAUAAUGUGAGCUUGCUCGUCUCGUUGACAAACAGAUGUACUAGUUCUAUCAAAUAUCGCGGUUUUCUAGUUUUCCUGAAAAAUGUAUUCCCGAGUAAGCUAACCCUCCAAUCGACAAGUACAUUCCUUGAACGGAGGGUCAGCAGGCUCUAUAAGAACGUGGAUUUUGACUUCUUCUCCUUUUAUUGCUCCCUCCGUUCUUAAAUUUAUGUCGUUGUUUUAGUACAAAUUUGAAAUUUGAACAACGACAAGAAUUUACUAACGGAGGGAGUAGAUACGUACACAAAAGGUUUGGGUCGGGUCGAUUUACACAGACGUGACACUCGACAAAGUGGGCCCACCUGUAAGGAAUCCUCUCAAACAGGUUUAAACUUCUAUUUUGAGCUACUUGA